Messenger RNA from Thamnophis elegans (Western terrestrial garter snake), 4962 nucleotides. RefSeq names its product CDC42 binding protein kinase gamma (gene CDC42BPG). NCBI's taxonomy places the organism in Eukaryota, Metazoa, Chordata, Lepidosauria, Squamata, Natricidae. Gene Ontology annotation, molecular function: protein serine/threonine kinase activity; ATP binding. Gene Ontology annotation, cellular component: cytoskeleton; cytoplasm. The record is from RefSeq and is a predicted model, not a curated record. Bases 1 to 4857 code for a protein of 1618 amino acids. The transcript has 36 exons. Gene Ontology annotation, biological process: peptidyl-threonine phosphorylation; actomyosin structure organization.
AUGUGCAGCCCGCUGGAGCGGCGCCUGGCCGGGCUGCGGGCUCUGCUGGGGGGCGAGGGGGCGGCGGGCCUGGAGGGGCUGCUCGACCUCCUGCUCUGCGUCCACCAGGAAUGCAGCGCCGCCCCGCUGCGCCGCGAGAGGAGCGUCCAGCAGUUUCUGGAGUGGGCCUCCCCGUUGGUUUCCCGGGUGAAACAGCUGAGUUUGCGUCGUGACGACUUCGAGAUCCUGAAGGUGAUCGGGAGAGGAGCCUUUGGGGAGGUGGCCGUCGUGCGAAUGAAGCAGACGGAGGAAAUCUACGCCAUGAAGAUUCUGCACAAGUGGGAAAUGCUGAAGAGAACCGAGACGGCCUGUUUCCGAGAGGAGCGGGAUGUCCUCGUGCAUGGAGAUCGACAGUGGAUUACCACGCUGCAUUACGCCUUCCAGGACGAGCACUAUCUGUACCUGGUGAUGGAUUAUUACGCCGGAGGAGACCUACUCACUCUGCUGAGCAAGUUUGAGGACCGACUGCCAGAAGACAUGGCCUGUUUCUACCUGGCAGAGAUGGUCCUGGCCAUCCAUUCCCUCCAUCAGCUCCAAUACGUCCACAGGGACAUCAAGCCCGACAAUAUCCUGAUUGACACCAGCGGGCACAUCCGCCUAGCGGACUUUGGUUCCUGCCUUCGCCUGGCUCCGGACGGCACGGUGGAGUCAUCGGUGGCGGUGGGCACCCCCGAUUACAUCUCCCCAGAGAUCCUGCAAGCCAUGGAGGACCGCAAGGGCAAAUACGGCCCCGAGUGCGACUGGUGGUCCCUGGGCGUCUGCAUGUACGAGCUGCUUUUCGGGGAAACGCCUUUCUACGCCGAGUCCCUGGUGGAGACCUAUGGCAAAAUCAUGAACCACGAGGACCACCUGCAGUUCCCUACGGAUAUCACCGACGUCUCGGAGAGUGCCAAGGACCUGAUCCGCGAGCUCUUGUGCCGCCAAGAAGUCCGCCUGGGCCAGAAGGGCAUCGAGGACUUCACGCGCCACCCCUUCUUCGAGGGCAUCGCCUGGGAGGACCUCCGCAACAGCCCUCCCCCCUUGGUCCCCGAGGUAGCCAGUCCGGCCGACACUUCCAACUUCGAUGUCGACGAUGACACCCUCAAAGAAGCGGAGACGCUUCCACCAAUUUCCCACGCUACGUUCUCAGCCCAUCACCUCCCCUUCGUUGGAUUCACCUACACCUCCGGGAUACCCUUCCCCGAGAGACCCCCGAUCUCCCCCACCACCAGCCGCCUGGAGAAAAGGAUCCGUCAGCUGGAGCGGGAGAAAGUGGAAUGGAAUCGGAAACUGCAAGAAAAUCAGCUGGAGAAUGACAAGAUGCAGAAACAGUACCACAAUCGCAUCGUCCUGGGUCAGGUGAAGGCCUUGGAGGACCGUGUGACAUUUCUGGAAGAGGAGAAGAAGGAUGCUCUCCAGGGUCUGACUGAGCUGCAGGAGCAGCUACAGGCUCAGGCUUGGGAGCUGCAAGAGGAACAGGAGCGACAUCAGGACACGAUAGAGGAGCUGCAGAGCGCCGAGGCCAAGUGUGGGGAGCUGCAGGCCCAGUUGUUGCGACAUUCGCGCCUACUGCGGGAGCGACUGGAGGAGACGGAAGCUGCUGCUCGACGGGUGGAAGGGCUACGCAAGGAGCUGGCCCGUGCUGAGAAUGGACGCAAGGAGCUGGAGCACCGGAUCGAAAACCUGGUGGGCGAGGUGACCAAGCAGCGAAAGGGACGGGAGAGAGCGGAGCAGCAAAUGCGGAAGUUGAAAGAAGAGGUGGAGGAGCUGCGGGCAAAACCAAGCACGGCCCUCUUCAAGCGGUCCAGCUCCAGGAGACGCCCGGAGCCGUGCGGGGCGUGGAAGGAGGAGCUGCAAGCUAAGGAACGGCAGGUUGAGGCUCUGACCAAGGAGGUGGCCCAGCUGCAGGAGCAGCUGGAGAAAGCCAGGAGGCAGCGGUGUGAAAAUGUGGAGCCAAACAGAGGAGGCCAAGCAGCCACGAGCAACAGCUGCAGCCCGUGGCCUCCCAGUGACCAGGUGGAUUCUCGGGGCAACGACGGCUUGCACCCCGGACCAGGGAGCUGCACCUCCGAAUCCCACAAAGCCACCUUCGCCAACUGGGAGAUUCAGAUCGCCGACAUUUUGAAGUGGGUGAGCGAUGAGAAGGAGUCCAGGGGGUACCUGCAGGCCAUGGCGACUCGCAUGAUGGACGAGAUGGAGGCCCUGAAGCAGGCAGGGGCGCAGAGUCCGGGCCCCAAGACUCCGGACACCCUCUGGAAGGCCCGGCGGCUGCAGAAGGUGGAGGCCUCGGCCAAGUUGGAGCUGCAGUCGGCGUUGGAGGCCGAGAUCCGGGCCAAGCAGAGCGUCCAGACGGAGCUGGAGCAGCUAAAGGUGGCCCACGUGGGGCUGGAACGACAGUUGCAGGAGGCUGAGCAGCAAAACCGGACUUUGCGUCAGGAACUGGAGAAGGCCAAAGGGGAGCUGAAGGCCCGCUCUCUGGAAGGUAUCAAAUCCCAAACCCCACUGAUCCCGUUCUUCUUCCGAAGCAGCAGUGUAAGUUUUCACCUGGAUCAGAAGGACGCCAUCACUUUUGGGAACAACCCCGACUCUCAGGACCCACGGAGAUUGACCGAGGAGGCCCAGCUGCACCCUGAAGGCAGGAGAAGCCUCCGGUGCAACAUGUGGGGCCGGAGGACAGUGGGAAGAGAUUCCCCCUUGAACCUGGAAAAAAAAUAUGGGCAAAACUCAGAAACCAGGUUAGCGCAAAGUAUUUCAAUUUCUAUGUUUUCUGCUCCCCGUAACUUCUUCUUACGCUUUUGUGUUUUUCUCAUGCAGGCAGGAGCCCCCGUUGGCGAGAGUGGCCAUUCGGCAUCCCUCAAGCCCAAAAUGCACAGCUUCAAAACCCACAGCUUCUCGGCCCCCACCAAGUGCAUGCGUUGUACAUCGCUGAUGCUCGGCCUGGUCCGCCAAGGCCUGGCGUGUGAGGCCUGCAACUUUGUCUGCCACGUGUCCUGUGCGGCCGGAGCCUCCAUCUGCCCCAUGCCCCCGGAUCAGCUGCAGAAAACCCUGGGGGUGAAUCCGGUAAAUGGAACUGGCACCGCCUUUGAGGGGUAUUUGUCGGUGCCCAAACCCUCCGGGGUGAGGAAGGGCUGGCAGAAGGCCUUCGUGGUGGUCAGUGACUUCAAGAUUUUUCUCUUCGAUGCCUCGGAAGGGAAGAUCUCACCGGGUGUCAUGCAUGUCACAGAUAUGCGGGAUGAGCAGUUUUCCGUGGCUCCUGUCCUGGCUUCCGAUGUCAUCCACGCCAACAAUAAAGAUGUGCCUUGUAUCUUCCGGGUGACGUCCACUCAGCUCUCCUGCCCUCCCACCACCAGCUCCGUGCUCUUCCUGGCCGACAGCGAGGCGGAGAUGCAGAGGUGGACCCAGGUGCUGAGUGAGCUGCAGCAGCUGCUGCGACAGAACCGGCACUGCGACCGCGCGGUCUACGUGCUGAAGGAGGCCUACGACAACGGGCUGCCCUUCAUCCCCCACGCCCUCUCAGCCGCAAUCAUAGACCGGGAAAGGCUUACUCUGGGUACGGAUUACGGACUUUUUCUCAUUAAUCUCAGGACAAACGAUGUGCUGCGGGUGGGCGACUGCCGGCGGGUGCAGCUGCUGCUGGUCUCCCCCAAAGCUCAGCUGCUGUCCGUGCUCUGCGGCAAGAACCAUGGGCUGCGCAUCUUCUCGUGGGCGGAGCUGGAGACCCCCGAGGCGCUAGGAACCAAGGUGGUGGAGGCCAAAGGUUGCCAAGCGGUGGCCGUGGGGCUGAUCUGCCGCGGCAUGACCCCCGUGCUGUGUGUGGCCUGCAAACGGCAGGUCCUGUGCUUCCAGCUGACGGCCACGCACCCGCCCCACCGCCGUAUCAAGGAGAUCCAAGCGCCAGGAUACGUCCAGUGCCUGGAUGUAUUGGGGGACCGGCUCUGCGUGGGCUACCCGUCUGGCUUCUCCCUCUACCCUCUGCUCAACGAAGGAUCUCCGGUCAGUCUGCCUCACGCGGACGACGUUCGGGCAAACGCCGUGGCCCAGAUGGAAGCGCUGAAAGCCGUGGAGGUCAGCCUGAGCGAAUUCAUCUUGUGCUUCAGCGGUUUCGGCCUCUACGUGGACCCGCACGGACACCGCAGCCGAGCCCAAGAGCUGAUGUGGCCAGCCACUCCUCUCAGCUGGGGUUACAAUGCUCCUUAUUUGUCUGUAUUCAGCGAAAACAGCCUCGAUAUCUUUGACGUCCGGAAGGCGGAGUGGAUUCAGACUAUCUGUCUGAAAAAGGUGCGCGCACUGAAUCCCGAGGGCUCCUUGUGCACCUUUGGCAGCGAAAAAGUCCGGCUGACCUACCUCAGGAACAAAGCCGCAGACCAGGAUGAGUUCGAAAUCCCCCAGACCACUGAUAACAGCCGGCGAUACCUCAUGAGGACUAGGCACAAGCGGUGCUUCUCUUUCCGGAUCUCCGAGGAGGAGCGGCAACAUCAGAGGAGAGAAAUGAUGCGCAACCCCAGCCUCCGUGCUAAGCUCAUCUCUUCCCCAAGCAACUUCAACCACCUCGUCCACGUCGGGCCGAGCGAAAAGCAGCGUCAACUACAGGACCUACACUUGCCGCUCCCCAAAGUCGGAAAGGUUGGGGACCACAACUGUGAUGGCACGGCACAGAGGCAACCCAAGCAGACGGAAGUUCAAGCCUCUCUUUUAUUGCUCCAAAUUUCUCCAAACGCUCCCACGUUUCUGGCCAGUCUCAGAGCAAACACAAACACACACAACUAUAAGAAAUCCAGAAAGAAUGCAAGGAAUCCAGGAAAGUUCAAACGUCGGCACUUAAAUACUCCAGGAAUUUAGUGUUUGUUCCUCCCCACAGCGUCUCCUGAAGUCUCAGUCCCAGGCGCAGGAAGAGAAGAAGAGGGAGGCCGAAGUCCGAAUGCGCUGCAGCAGCCUCUCCGAGAU